Molecule: messenger RNA, 1832 nt
Organism: Lytechinus variegatus (green sea urchin)
Lineage: Eukaryota; Metazoa; Echinodermata; Echinoidea; Temnopleuroida; Toxopneustidae
Product: dipeptidase 1-like
Exons: 10
Coding region: 137-1384 (415 amino acids)
Biological process (GO): proteolysis
Molecular function (GO): metallodipeptidase activity
Source: RefSeq, a predicted model, not a curated record
GCAAAGUUAGGCAUACACGCCUAUCAUCAAUCGAUCAGGAAGUUUUGCAGAUAUUUGAAUUUGCUUCUGAUUAGCUUAAGAGUUUCAGACUGUCGAGUUUCCACGCCGGCCCUCAUCAAAUUCCUCAUCGUCGACCAUGGAUCGUAGUCGUUUGAUAUUUAUUGUUGUAGGAGUGGGGGUUUUGGCUGCCAUCAUUGUUGCCAUUGCCGUGCCCGUGUCACUGAACAACAAGAGUAAGAGAUCUCCGGAAUUGGCAAGACAAUAUAUGCGGGAAACUCCUUUGAUAGACGGGCACAAUGAUUUACCAUAUCAAUUUAAGAAAGGCAUAAACAAUCAGCUUCAAACAGUAAACUUGAAUGAGCGACCUCCAUGGGAUCCUACACAUACCGAUAUCCCAAGACUUAGGGAUGGAUUAGUCGGGGCUCAGUUUUGGGCUGCUUAUACAUCGUGUGAUUCCCAGUACAACGAUGCUGUAAUGCAUAUUCUUGACCAGAUUGACGUCAUCAAAAGAAUGGUUCAAAUGUACCCUGAAACAUUUGAUUUUGUCACAACGGCGGAAGGAAUCAGAGAUUCCCAUGAAAAUGGGAAGAUUGCAUCUCUAAUUGGAGUCGAAGGGGGUCAUAAUAUUGAUAGCAGCAUGGCUUCAUUGCGCAUGCUCUAUGAACUUGGAGUCCGCUAUAUGACCGUCACACAUAGUUGCAAUACACCCUGGGCUGAUAACUGGUUGAUGGAUGAGGAGACAACUCCAGAACACAACGGACUUACUGACUUUGGCAAGGAUGUUAUUAGAGAGAUGAAUCGUCUUGGUAUGCUUAUUGAUCUCUCUCACGUCUCGGUGAAGACAAUGAAUGACGUCCUCGACAUCGUCACGGCACCAGUCAUGUUCAGCCAUACUUCGGCUUACGAACUCUGUAACCACUACCGAAACGCGCCAAACAGUAUUCUUACUCGAGUGAAAGAAAAUGGAGGAGUGGUUAUGGUGAACUUCUACACCAAGUACAUCAACUGCCCACCCCAAAAUGUUACUGCAGACGAUGGCUAUGCUACACUUGCCCAAGUAGCAGAUCACAUGGAUCAUAUAAAACUAAUCUGUGGCUGGGAGUGCGUUGGGUUUGGAAGUGACUAUGACGGUGUUGGCACUGUACCUGAAGGAUUGGAAGACGUCUCGAAGUUCCCUGACCUGGUUGCAGAACUCAUUGAAAGAGGGUGGACAGAAGAAGAAGUGAAGGGCGCCCUCGGAAACAAUCUACUUCGAGUAUUCGAUGCAGUGGAGGAGGAGAGAGAUGCGUUGGCAGCAGACACCUUGCCUUACGAGAACACUAUGCCCAGGGAUAGUGGGGCAGAGGUGAACAACACAUGUCGUACCUAUGUCUAUAAUCCAUAAUAAUUAUAGUCAAUAAUGUUAUUCAUUCAGCGGUCCGAGGAGGUUCUUCUGAUUCUCAACAAAGUUUAUAAAGUUUAAAAUAUAUUAAGUGUCUUUUAAGUUGACCUUAUCUCAUAUUAUAUAUAUAUAUAUAUAUAUAUAUAUAUAUAUAUAUUGCUUGCAAAGUGAAGAAUAAUUUCUUCUCAGUAAUGUCUUCCAUUUAUAACCAAAUGUCAUAAUGUAUUUAUAUAUAUGUACAGUAUAUGGAUAAAAAAUGUUAUGUCACAAUAAUGUAUCAUAUUCUCUCUGUUUCAUGCAAUUGAGAAUCUCGAUUGGGUAAAAGGGUUAGUGUGGUAAAGCCCUUUCAACCGAUUUUAAUCAGUUAAACCUAUAGUUCCAAUUACUCGAUCUCCACUAUUUUUUAAUGUCUCGCUAAUCAGAAUUGAAGGCAAGAAUAAAAAGAGUCACA